AUGACAGAUGCUGCACUGAAAGCUCAAGCUGUUAAUGUCCAGCCUAUUGCUGUUCCAUCAAUUCAUGGGGAUGAAUUGAAAGAAAUAACUGAUAACUUUGGCUCUGAUUCUUUAAUUGGGAAAGGCAUAUAUGGGCUUGUAUAUUAUGGAAUUUUUAAGAAUGGUCGGACUGCUGCGAUAAAGAAGUUGGAUGCAAGCAAGCAACCAGAUGACGAACUCUUAGCCCAGGUUUCUAUGGUGUCGAGGCUAAAACAUGAAAAUUUUGUUGAAUUACUUGGUUAUUGUGUUGAUGGAAAUCAGCGUAUUCUUGCAUAUGAAUUUGCAUCUAAUGGAUCUCUUCACGAUAUACUUCAUGGAAGGAAAGGUGUUAAAGGGGCACAACCUGGUCCUGUUCUUUCAUGGGCACGACGUGUAAAGGUUGCAGUAGGUGUUGCUAAGGGACUUGAAUAUUUGCAUGAAAAAGCAGAUCCUCACAUCAUCCACUGUGAUGUUAAGUCCAGCAAUGUGUUAAUCUUUGAUGAUGAUGUUGCUAAACUUGCAGACUUUGAUUUGUCAAAUCAAGCUCCUGAUUUUCUUGGGACAUUUGGUUACUAUGCUCCUGAAUAUGCAAUGACUGGGCAGCUGAACUCAAAGAGUGAUGUCUACAGCUUUGGUGUUGUCCUUCUAGAGCUUCUCACAGGACGUAAGCCUGUUGAUCAUACAUUACCUCGUGGGCAGCAAAGUCUAGUUACAUGGGCUACGCCAAAGCUGAGUGAAGACAAGGUCAAGCAAUGUGUUGAUGGAAGAUUGGGAGGAGAAUACCCUCCUAUGUCAGUCGCUAAGAUGGCUGCUGUUGCUGCCUUGUGCGUCCAAUAUGAAGCUGAUUUCCGGCCAAACAUGAGCAUCGUAGUCAAAGCCCUCCAGCCACUUUUAAAUGCUCGGCCAGGACCUGCUGGUGAAGCUGGCCAGACAUGA
Messenger RNA from Fraxinus pennsylvanica, 954 nucleotides. NCBI's taxonomy places the organism in Eukaryota, Viridiplantae, Streptophyta, Magnoliopsida, Lamiales, Oleaceae. The record is from the annotation of a GenBank genome assembly.